This is a messenger RNA of Pygocentrus nattereri (red-bellied piranha), 3020 nucleotides long. RefSeq names its product dihydropyrimidinase like 3 (gene dpysl3). The coding region runs from base 16 to 1986 and encodes 656 amino acids. Gene Ontology annotation, biological process: actin crosslink formation. Gene Ontology annotation, cellular component: cytoplasm; cytosol. The transcript is spliced from 14 exons. Gene Ontology annotation, molecular function: hydrolase activity, acting on carbon-nitrogen (but not peptide) bonds, in cyclic amides. Lineage: Eukaryota; Metazoa; Chordata; Actinopteri; Characiformes; Serrasalmidae. The record is from RefSeq and is a predicted model, not a curated record.
UCUAGCACCGGUAGCAUGGCCGAAGCCAGGCGCGCUUUGAGCAGAGAAGACGAGCUGCCGGUUUACCUCGCGCGCUCGGGAACCGCAGACCAAGCAGCGCGGCAGAAGCACGGCGGACUGUUCUGCAGCGUGGAAGGAGCUUACGAGAGCAAAACCAUCGACUUUGACGCUCUGAGCGUCGGCCAGCGAGGGUCGAGAACACCGCGAGGACAGAAGGGAGUGGACACGGAGACACCUUCCUCAGUAAACAGUGCACACGAGUUUAAAAAGGCGACAGAACUAAAACACGACGUGGACAAGGCGCUGCUUUCUAACGACGAGAGUGAUAGGCUUCUGAUUAAAGGAGGCCGAAUUGUGAAUGAUGACCAAUCUUUCUGUGCAGAUAUCUACAUGGAGGAUGGCCUCAUUAAGCAAAUUGGAGAUAACCUCAUAGUCCCAGGAGGGGUGAAGACAAUUGAGGCUGAUGGGAAAAUGGUGAUCCCUGGAGGGAUUGACAUUCACACCCAUUUCCAGAUGCCUUAUCGGGGUACCACCACUGUGGAUGACUUUUGCCAGGGCACCAAGGCCGCUCUUGCGGGAGGAACUACAAUGAUUGUGGACCAUGUUAUCCCAGAACCUGGCAGCAGUCUGGUGGAGGCCUUUGAGCGUUGGAGGGAAUGGGCAGAUGAGAAGUCAUGCUGUGAUUACUCACUCCAUGUGGAUAUCACUCACUGGAAUGACAGUGUGAAGCAAGAGGUGGAGAUUCUGCUGAAGGAGAAAGGAGUGAACUCCUUCCAGGUCUACAUGGCUUACAAAGAUCUCUAUCAGAUGAGCAACAGUGAGCUCUAUGAGAUCUUCACUUUCCUUGGGGAGCUGGGAGGAAUUGUGCAGGUCCAUGCAGAAAAUGGAGAGAUCAUUGCUGAGGAGCAGGCACGCAUGCUGGAAAUAGGAAUUACUGGGCCAGAAGGGCAUGUGCUCAGCCGUCCAGAGGAGCUGGAAGCUGAAGCAGUGUUCCGAGCCGUCACCAUUGCCAGCCAAACGAACUGUCCUCUCUAUGUGACUCGUGUCAUGAGCAAAAGUGCAGCAGACAUCAUUUCACAGGCUAGGAAAAAAGGUAAUGUGGUUUUCGGUGAGCCAAUCACAGCAAGCCUGGGAACAGAUGGGACUCACUAUUGGAGCAAGAACUGGGCCAAGGCUGCCUCUUAUGUGACUUCACCACCUCUCAGUCCAGAUCCCACUACCCCAGACUACCUAAACACGAUGUUGGCCAGUGGUGAUCUGAAUGUGACUGGCAGCGCUCACUGCACAUUCAGUGUGGCUCAGAAGGCCAUCGGGAAGGAUGACUUUACCCAGAUCCCUGAAGGAGUGAAUGGAGUGGAGGAGAGAAUGUCCCUCAUUUGGGACAAAGCUGUGGUUUCUGGAAAAAUGGACGAGAACUUGUUUGUAGCUGUGACGAGCACAAAUGCGGCAAAGAUCCUGAAUCUGUACCCACGCAAGGGCCGAAUAGCUGUUGGCUCUGACAGUGACCUGGUCAUCUGGGAUCCAGACCUAGUCAAGACAGUCACAGCAAAGACACACAAUUCGGCUGCAGAAUAUAAUGUGUUUGAGGGCAUGGAACUCCGUGGUGCUCCCAUGCUGGUCAUCUGCCAGGGCAAGAUCGUUCUGGAAGAUGGGAAGCUGCAGGCCACCUCUGGCUUGGGGCGCUUCAUCCCCUGCUCAUCUUUCCCAGAUUUUGCCUAUAAGCGCAUCAAAGCCAGGAAACAGUUGGCAGUGUUAAGGGCAGUCCCACGGGGCAUGUAUGAUGGACCUGUCUCAGACUUUAUUCCCAUGUCCAGGGGAGCCACUCCCUCAGCUUCUACCCGCAGCUCUCCCACCAAGGCCCCCAUCAGGAACCUCCAUCAGUCUGGAUUUAGUCUAGCAGGUCCCGAGGAAGCCCCUAUCAGGCCUGCUGGAAGGCGUAUUGUGGUGCCCCCUGGUGGCCGGUCCAAUAUCACAUCCCUCAGUUAAAGAGACUGAGAGAAGGAAUCAUUAGAUCAAGAUUAAUUAAAUGGAAUGGGAGGACAUCAUUAGUCAGUGGAUAAAAUAAAGAAGAUAAGCAAAAGACAUGGAAUCCUCAUGCCUUACCUUUCAUAAAAACCUUACCCACGUUAAGCUUUAAAGAGCACAGUAGGCCUUCUCCCAGGAAAAGUUAGACAAAUCAGCAUUUAGAAAACAGAAACUGGUUUCACAGUGCAUAAAUAAUUACAGCUGCACUUCUGCUGAUGUGAUUUGACAAAUUCAAAUGUGCUGUAAGUGUUAGGAUAACAGGUGCGUGAAACCUUAGACUCUAUUUUACCCACUCAAAUAUUUUGAAUUAAUUGAAAUCUCUUACUCUCAAUAUGCUUUCCUGGAGAGGGAUUGCUGCCUUGCUCAUAAUGAGGCGCUUGUCUUUCGUUGUUCAUCAUUAGACUCCAUGGUAUUUACAAAGAUACACUAAAGUAGGUAAAAGUUAGCAACUGAGACUUUAAAAAAGAAAAUGAAAUUUGGGAAAUGAAAUCACAUUAUUGCUAAAAACCUGCAGAGAAAAGACAGUAGUUUCCUUUUGGCCUUUUUUUGACAUUGCUUAUUGAACCAUUAUAAGAUUUGCAUAAAAGCAAGCAGUUCUUGUGUGUAAUCAUAUUUCAGAUUGGUCCCUUGCCUGUAACACUCAGUAGUUUCUUUUAAGUCUUUUUGAUAGAAACGCAGUAACACAUACCCAACAAGGCAAAAGGAAGAGUUUAAAGAUUCUAGAGAAUCAGACACACUGGAGAAAGUCAACAGUCAGUUCCCUCACCACCAUUUAGUUUGCGUACAGUCCUAAGGUUUAUUGCAACACAUUCCUGUUGAGAAGUCACAAAAAUUUUGUCCAUAAAUCUUGUUUUGUGUUAUUAUAUUUAUGUAAGUUUGACUGUUUGGUUUUUUUCCUUCUUUUUUACUGUUGAAUCAAAAAAAAAUGAAAAAGGGGGCAGGUCAAAACCACCAAUGGCAAAAUAUGUUCCUGAAUAAAGAAAUGUUGCAACUGA